AUGGCAGGCUCUAAGAAGUGCAAAACCCCUAGAAGCUCUGCCUUUGACAAAGACAAUGCUGCAGAACCUAUAAAGAGGUACUUCCAUGAGAAGAUAAGGCUCAUAUGUAUCCUAAAGGAGUUUGUUCUGCAGAAUGAGAUGAUUAUCAAAACUGCCCUGACAGCACUACACAUCUUGCCCAACACUCACAAGCAGCCUUCGCACGGAAGCAUGUCACACAACCAGCCAACCACCUCCAACAGUCAACAUCAGCUGUCUGGCCUUUCUAUGAAGAGAGCUGGCCAGGCUGCACAACAAGCUAAAGGUAAAGACAAGGCAAGGCAAUAUCAGGAUGCAUUCAAUGACAUACCAGUAGAGCAUCCCCAGUACAAAGAUGUGAAUGCAAAUGCACACGAAGGCAAAGGCGAGAACACAGAUGUAUAUGAGAACAAGGAUGAGAGUGCAGAUGUGUGUGAGAAUGAGAGUGAGAAUAGCAAGGAUGAGAAUGGGAAUAAGAGCGAGGAUAAGAAUAGAGACGAGAGCAAGAAUAGGGACAAUGGAGAUAAUAAAGAAUUUGUUCCAAGUGCAACAUCUGAGACUGACACUGCAAGACCUGAGAUAGAUGACAAAGAUUGUUGCUGUUAUGGGAACAACUUCAGGCAGGCUGCUGCUGCUAAACUGGAGCUUGAGUUUAACAAAUACAUUCCUAAAGGCUUCAGAGUAACUAAUAAUGACAAAGAUGAUGAUAGAGCUAACCGUGGAGACAGAGCAAGUGAACAUGGAAACAGAGCUAACUAUGAAGACUAUGCUGACUGUGCAAAUGGUGCUGACUAUGAAGAUGAUAUCAACUACAAAGGCGAUGCUGACAGCGAAGAUGAUGUACCAAAGCAAAAGAUAUGGUGCAGUAAAACCAUUGGGCCUUAUCUUAUAACUUACAUUUAUAUUGGAGCAAGCACUCCAAGGUUGACAUAG
Molecule: messenger RNA, 951 nt
Organism: Phanerochaete carnosa HHB-10118-sp
Lineage: Eukaryota; Fungi; Basidiomycota; Agaricomycetes; Polyporales; Phanerochaetaceae
Exons: 6
Coding region: 1-951 (316 amino acids)
Source: RefSeq, a predicted model, not a curated record